Girardinichthys multiradiatus is the source of this 4597-nucleotide messenger RNA. Its product is annotated as potassium voltage-gated channel subfamily S member 2-like. The record is from RefSeq and is a predicted model, not a curated record. Bases 475 to 1914 code for a protein of 479 amino acids. NCBI's taxonomy places the organism in Eukaryota, Metazoa, Chordata, Actinopteri, Cyprinodontiformes, Goodeidae. Gene Ontology annotation, biological process: regulation of delayed rectifier potassium channel activity; potassium ion transmembrane transport; protein homooligomerization. Gene Ontology annotation, cellular component: voltage-gated potassium channel complex; membrane. Gene Ontology annotation, molecular function: protein binding; voltage-gated potassium channel activity. The transcript has 2 exons.
GGGAGCUACAUGUUGCUGCGCAGCAACAGAUAGAAAGAAGAUCCAGAGAGAAACAGAGAGGAAUUCCCCCCUGAUCAAACAGAAGCGGCUGUCAGAGCAUAUCAGUCAUUUUAGCCCCCAGAAUUUUCAGAAAUAAAUAUAGCCUACCUGUAGCUGGAGGCGCUGCAAACCCCAAUGAAUAAAGGAUAUAGGGACUGACAGCUGCUGCAAGCGUUCGGAUGCAUUCAGACACUUAAAGGAGCAGAUAGUGUUCCCUGUCUGGAGGCAAAAUUCUUUUUAAUUCUUUUCGGAUCGUCUUCUUUGGAAUAGUGUCGUCCUCUUUUUUUAAUAGAAAUUGAAACCUAUUUGGAGCUCAAAGGACAAAGGUAUUUUUGUCUAUUGGCGGUCCAGAGGUUGCCCUCUAACCGCGAUGUGCCACCACUGAAAAUGAAGAGUCUUAUGGAGAAAUCGCCGAACCGAUCGAACGUUUAAAGCAUGACAGGUCAGGUCCUUAGGGACACGGCCGGUGGGGAUCACAUGGAUGACAACGCGGGAAUCCGCAUCAACGUGGGCGGCUUCAAGAAGCGUCUCCAGUCGGACACACUGUCCCGUUUCCCCGAGACCAGGCUUGCGCGCCUCCUCCAGUGCCAGUCCAAAGAGUCCAUACUGGAGCUCUGUGACGACUACGACGAUGCAGAGAAAGAGUUUUACUUUGAUAGGAACCCCGCUCUUUUCCCUUAUGUGCUGAAUUUCUACAACACGGGGCGGCUGCACGUCAUGGCGGAGCUGUGCAUCUUCUCUUUCAGCCAGGAGAUCGAGUACUGGGGCAUCAAUGAGUUCUUCAUUGAUUCUUGUUGCAGCAGCGCCUACCACUGCAGGAAAAUGGACCAGGACAGGGAGGACUGGGAAGACAGGAGUGACGAGGGAAGCACCACCUCGUCUUUCGAUGAGCUGCUGGAGUUUUACAACGACGCUACCAAGUUUGACAAGCAGCUCUUCGGGAGCGCACGGAGGCGCAUCUGGCUGAUGCUGGAUAACCCCGGCUACUCUGUGGCCAGCCGUAUAAUAAGCAUCCUCUCCAUCCUGGUGGUGCUGGGCUCUAUUGCCACUAUGUGUAUGAACAGCAUGAGCGAGUUCAGCUUGUUGGAUAGCAAUGGCGAACCCACGGAGGACCCACGCUUUGAGACAGUGGAGCACUUCGGUAUCGGUUGGUUCACUCUGGAGCUGGUGGCCCGGUUCGUGGUGGCUCCGGAUCUUCUGCACUUCUUCGACCACCCGCUAAACGUCAUAGACCUAGUGUCCAUACUUCCUUUUUAUUUGACGCUUCUCAUCAACCUGGUGGUGGAGAGCAGCCCUGCGCUGGCCAAUCUGGGACGGGUGGCGCAGGUUCUGAGGCUGAUGAGGAUCUUCCGCAUCCUGAAACUGGCCCGCCACUCCACGGGGCUGCGCUCCCUGGGGGCCACCCUCAGAAACAGCUACAAAGAAGUAGGCCUGUUGCUUCUCUAUCUGGCUGUUGGCGUGUCGUUUUUCUCCGUCAUGGCCUACACGGUGGAGAAAGAGGACAGCGAAGAUUUCUCGACCAUUCCGGCCUGUUGGUGGUGGGCCACGGUCAGCAUGACCACCGUGGGCUACGGAGACGUGGUGCCCGUGUCCAUAGCUGGCAAACUCACCGCCUCGGCCUGCAUCCUGGCCGGGAUCUUGGUUGUUGUGCUUCCCAUUACGCUGAUUUUUAACAAAUUUUCCCUUUUCUACAAAAGACAAAAGCAGCUCGAAAUAGCAAUGAGAAGCUGCGACUUCGAUGAUGGCAUAAAAGAAGUUCCCUCUGUUAGCCUGAGGAACUAUUACGCUCACAAAGUCAAAUCUCUCAUGGCCAGCUUGUCAAACAUGAGUCGAAGUUCACCCAGUGAACAGAGUCUGAAUGAAUCAUUACAGUGAAGCUGUCUCACCAAGGACGCUUUAUCCGCUCAUUCAGAAUGAGGCUGUGGAAGGAGCUGUCCAGGGUGCUGACACCGCUGGAGGAGUCUGCUUCCCUCAGUUUGCCUCUCUGUAGCAGUGCAAUAAUGUGUUAAUGUGUGUGUCAGUUCCAGUGAGACAGUAUAAAGUAUCAGAAAAAUCCUGAUUAUAAUUACUUACCUGCACCUCUAUAGAGACAAUUCGGUUAUUUUUAAAUGAUGUUGUGUGAAGUUAUUAUCAGUAAUACUUGUAGUUCCCUUACAUGCAAUAGAAAGAUGUCAUAUUACUGAGUCUGCAGAAAACAGAAGUAAUCCUCAGGGCGACUGAAGGCUAACAGCUAGCCACAUUUUACAAUUUAAAAACAGAUAAAAACCUGAAAAUGUUCAUAUCUUUGCGAUGUAAGACUACGUCAGUGAAAAUUACGGUGCCUUGUCUUCUGUUGCGUUUGACCUGUCUAGGAAAUUGUAGCUGGGAACGACCAGAGAGGCGUCUUCUUGUUGUUGAUUUGGUACAUAAAAAUAUUAGAUAGAAGCAGAUUAUAUUUUUUUUCCAUUUUAAAUAUUCAGACACAGCGUGUUCACAAUUAGAGCACGGGCAUCACAAGUUUAAUGAGAUAGUUGAUAUCCGCCAUCUUCACUACAUUCUGGAUGCGCGGUAGCCAACUUGGAUAAUAGUUGCUGGGAGAGGUCUAACUUUUUUGUAUUACCUACUGGGAUAAAUAAAGAAGGCGUAGCAUAUGAAGUUGAACUUUCAAAGUCCCCAGUUGGUAAUACAACAACAACGCUCCCUGAUGUCGGAGUUUUAAUGCUGCGUUUCAGUUUGCUUCGGAAGUCCGUGCGUCAGACCCUGGUUGAGAGCGUUCUAGUAGCAAGCCCUAAAACAGCGAUAUUUUGGGCGGGUUCUCAUUGAGAUCGGAAGUUUGACUUUCAGAGGUCCCAGUCAGAAAUACUAUACAAUGAAUUCAAAGUCUAGUAUCCAAUAUAUCUGUGCGGAUAUAAAAUUAAGUUAAUCUAGUCAAUAUGCAAUAAGACAGAGUUGCAUCCCUUAGAUAUAGAAAUUUUCAGGUAACGUUGGUGAAAUCAACUAAACAGGGCCUCCUGACCAACUAGCUGUUAGUCUUUCAGUGCUCUAAAUUUUUUUCUUCUCUUCUAAAAAAAAAAAAAAUACACUGUUAUCUGCUAUCGUUCCAUGGGUAUGGGAAAUACAAAUGAUUAUAAUUUCACUGGACGUCAGUUGAAGUAAUCAAAGGUUUUCCUUAAAUGCCUUUUAUCAAAGUAGGCCAACAUGUAACCAGAUCACACCAAACAGACUGAUGUUUUUUUUUUGUCUACAGUCUCAGUGAUUGUUUGGACAUUAGUGUCACACUAUUAUCCACAACUCAGCUGCACUUGUUCUGAUCAUAAAAUGCCCAAAGGAACCCCCUGUGUUUCUCUGCUGAAGGUUACUUGAUGUGUCCAUGUCGUGUUGCAACAGUACUUCAGGUGUGAUCUAAACUAAAUACAUUAAAACAAAAAUCCUGGCAUAUUUACAUGUAUUGUUCAUGUCCCGAGUAGGAUCCAGCUCACUUUCUUUACAACCAGUGUGUUUUGUACAUGUAAGCGUGCUAGAGGAGAGAAGUGCUCUUAGCGAUGACUGACACAGUAUCUCAAACACUCUGACAGCCACACCAACAACCAUUCAGGAGUGACAUGUUAAUUGAAUUCCUCUUGCCGGGGGUUGCCAGGAUUUUUCAGUUGUAUCACUUUAAGGUUCUAAAUAUUUACUUUUUAUUUUUAUCUAUUUAUUUUUAUAUCAGCAUUGUUAUAAAUCAGCUGCAGCCAUGAUAGUCCACCUUAAAUCAGAAUUAAAUAUACCAUACAGGGUUGUACUUUUUCACAAAUGUAUGCUGGUAAUAAAAAGACAGAUAGGUAAUGGGAUAUGGGGUUCCACAGCAGGAUUUUACAAAAUACACAGUCAACUAAAGAAAAAAUGUGAAUUCUGCUUUUUGGGUCUUUUGGUUGAUGACAUCACAAGAGUCACAUAAAUAAUUAGUCGGAUAAUCUGGCAUUCAGAUUUUGACAGACUAGUAAAUGAGUAGCAGGACAUUUUUGAUUCAGUCAAACUCAAUAUUUGAGAAUGCAGUUCUUCAGGAAACUCUCUUGGGACUUUAAAAUAAUUUUAAAAUAAUUUUAAUGGAACUCGCCAACUAUUACAAACAUGCAACUGCAAAUAAUAUCGAUGUUGAAAACAAUUAUUGAUAAUCCUUAAUAAUGAAUCCUAAUCUAUUUCCCAGUCUUCUUCACAAACUAGUUCCAUAUGUUUUAUUGUUGCCAAAUUUUCCAUAUAGAACACAAGUUAACAACUUUGAAAGAGGGUAUUGAUUAAACACAUAAAAAGAAUGGGAGAUUUUAUCUUGAUUAAAUAAUGAAUAGCAAAAUAUUUAGAACAACUGAACAUGAAAUAUUUUUUUUUAUAGAUGACAAACUAUAACCAAUAUGAGUUUGACAGAAAGUUCUGAAUAGUAUCUUUAAGAAGACAACACAUAAUGAUAGUUUUCCCGGUCUUAAAUUGUUUUACUUAACAUGAAUACUAUUGGUGUCAUUGUCUAAUGCCUGUAAAUUUUAGUCCUGAGUGUCAGUAUGAACAGAAUUUGCCUGCUUAUUCCAUUAAAAGAGAAUGAAACUUC